GAUAAAUGAAUGUAAGCUUAUACUUGUUUUCCAGAGUCUGCAUUUACUAAGCUAAUUUUCUUUUUCUUUUUUUUUUUUAAAAAGAGAGUCUUACCUUGUCGCCCUUGAUAGAGUGCCAUAGCGUCAUAGCUCGCAGCAACCUCCAACCCUGUGCUUAAGUGAUCCUCUUGCCUCAGUUUUUCUCUUGUGCAAGCUGGCAAUUCACCCGCCUCAGCCUCCCAGAGUACUAGGAUUACAGGUGUGAGCCACCGCGCCCAGCCAGCUAAUUUGCUUAAUUUUGUAUUUGAGCUUCUUACAGUAAUUUGGCUGAAAUUGUCCAAAUUUUGUUUUGUUAAUUACCUUGUUUUAUAAAAAUGUAUGUUUCUUUUUAAAAUUACAAAGAAUUGGAGCGAGAACCUGCCAAGAUGAACCCUCUAACUAAGGUGAAGCUGAUCAAUGAGCUGAAUGAGCGAGAGGUCCAGCUUGGAGUGGCGGAUAAGGUGUCCUGGCACUCUGAGUACAAGGACAGCGCCUGGAUCUUCUUGGGAGGGCUUCCUUAUGAACUGACUGAAGGGGACAUCAUCUGUGUGUUCUCACAAUACGGGGAGAUUGUUAACAUUAAUCUCGUGCGGGACAAGAAGACUGGGAAAUCCAAAGGAUUCUGUUUCCUCUGCUAUGAAGACCAGAGAAGCACAAUUCUGGCCGUUGACAAUUUUAAUGGAAUCAAGAUCAAAGGGCGAACUAUCCGAGUGGAUCAUGUGUCUGACUAUCGGGCUCCUAAGGAUUCAGAAGAAGUAGAUGAGGAGACCAGAAAGCUGCAGGAAAGUGGCUGUGGGGCUCAUACCCCCUCACCGAGUUUGUCUGAGGGCUCUGAAGAUGACAAACCCACAAAAAAGCACAAAGAAAAAAAGGAAAAAAAGAAAAGAAAGAAAGAAAAGGGGAAGACCAACCACGAAGUACAGGCAAAGCAGUCGUCCUCUUCUUCAUCAUCCAGAAGCAAAGCAGUAAAGGAAAAGGAUGACCCAGGCCCUAAGAAGCUCAGCAGCAAGAACUCUGAAAGAGUUCAGAAGCCAGAGUCCAGGGACGGAUGGAAGCACUGCUCAGGCUCCCCUGAGGUCAGGACCACCUGCCGUGCUGCAGCAAAGGACCCAGAGAAGGAGCUGAUGAAGGAGAGACCCAAGCAUGAACAUGAAUCCUCAAGCAGGAAGGAGGCAAGAGAAGAAAAGAACAGGGAUAAGGACAGAGGGGGAAGCUCAGACAUACAUUCUAGCCGGAACAGUGGGCGUUCUGAAGGAUGUAGUCACAGAAGCAGAAGUAAGAGCCGAGACAAAUCCCACAGGCAUAAAAGGGCCCGGCACUCCUGGGAGCAGGACUCCUCGAAUCCCAGUGACCAUAGGCAUUACUGAAGCUUUUUCACCUGCUCAGUAGAUGUGGCAAUGAAUUGUGUUUUUCUUUUUUUUUUUGUAAAGUGAGACUCUGUCUCACUUUAUGGCCCUCAGUAGAGUGCCAUGGCAUCACACAGCUCACAGCAACCUCCAACUCCUGAGCUUAAGCAAUUCUCUUGCCUCAGCCUCCCGAGUAGCUGGGACUACAGGCACCCACCACAACGCCCGGCUAUUUUUUGGUUGCAGUUUGGCCAGGGCCGGGUUUGAACCCGCCACCCUCGGUAUAUGGGGCCGGCGCCUUACUGACUGAGCCACAGGCGCCGCCCUGAAUUGUGUUUUUCAAAGACAGUCAAAUUCAGUUAUGCUAUUACUGUUGUGUUUUUUUUUUUUUUGUAUAUAAAACCUCUGGGGAUGAAUUAUUUGAAUCCUUUUGAAUCUUAAGAGUCAGUGAGAGGGCUGUGGUUUCAGCAGCCAUAUAACCUGGAUGUUUUAGCAUGUUUGUCCCUGAAAACGAAUGUACUUGGUACUUAGCAGAGUAUGUGUUCUAUUUUUGGUUCAUUUAUGGGAAUCUUAAACCUAUAGACCCCAAUUUAAGAUGUAAUUGUCAGAAAAGGGAAAAUACUAGAUGAUUCUAGAAUUCUAGUCCAUGUUAGAUGUUGAAGAAUCAGCAUCAUAGGACCUUUCCAGUUGGCAGAAUGAUACAGUGAGAAAUGUGGUGUACUAGGUUUGGACAACUUGAUGUGAGUGUGAAAACAUUCCUAAAAUCACCUUCCUCUGGGUGGUGCCUGUGGCUCAAAGGAGUAGGGCGCCAGGCCCAUAUGCCAGAGGUGGCGGGUUCAAACCCAGCCCUGGCCAAAAACUGCAAAAAAAAAAAAAAAAAAAAAUCACUAACUCCCUUGUUAAAACUAUUCUUUUCAAUUAAAAAAAAUUUUUUUUCAUUGAUAUGUCUCUUUCCAAAAUUUUCCUUGCAAUUCAUUCAUUUGUAUUGAAGUGAAAUUCACAUAAUGUAAAAUUAAUUUUUUUUUUUUUUGAGACAGAGUCUUUUUUUUUUUUUUUUUGUAGAGACAGAGUCUCACUUAUGGCCCUGGGUAGAGUGCCAUGGCAUCACACAGCUCACAGCAACCUCCAACUCCAAGACAGAGUCUUACUAUGUUGCCCUUGGUAGAGUGCCGUGGUGUUACAGCUCGCAGCAACCUCCAACUCUUGGGCUUAAGCGAUUCUCUUGCCUCAGCCUCCCCAGUAGCUGGGACUACAGGCGCCCACCACAACGCCUGGCUAUUUUUUUUUUUGUAGUUUUUGGCUGGGGCUGGUUUUGAACCCACCACCUCUGGUAUAUGAGGUAUGCUCCUUUGAGCCACAGGCGCUGCCCACCCAGCUAUUUUUUGUUGCAGUUGUCAUUGUUACUUAGCUGGCCCGGGCUGGGUUCAAACCCACCACCCUUGGUGCAUGUGGCUAAUGCCAUAACCACUGUGCUAUGGGUGCUAAGCCUAAAAUUAACCUUUUUAAAGGGAACAAUUUAGUGGAAUUCGGUACAUUCACAGUGUUGUGUAAUCAUCACCUAACCAAUAACUCCCCCUCCCACUGUAUACCCCACACUCCACCCCUGCUCUCAUCUCUGUCAUCACCAGUUUUAUGUUUGUGGAUUUGCCUAUUCUGGGUAUUUCAAAUAAGUGGAAUCAUACAAAAAUAAAUAAUUACAAAUAAUUAUACCUACUAGUUUAAAACAUUUAAAAUCUCAGCUAUAUUAUUUUAGUUAAAGCAUUCCCCCUUCACUCUCUGAACCUUAAACUUUUACUCUGUAAAAUAACAGCAA
This is a messenger RNA of Nycticebus coucang (slow loris), 3177 nucleotides long. Its product is annotated as RNA-binding motif protein, X-linked 2-like. Gene Ontology annotation, molecular function: RNA binding. The transcript has a single exon. Gene Ontology annotation, biological process: mRNA splicing, via spliceosome. The record is from RefSeq and is a predicted model, not a curated record. Gene Ontology annotation, cellular component: catalytic step 2 spliceosome; U2 snRNP; precatalytic spliceosome. The coding region runs from base 405 to 1385 and encodes 326 amino acids. Lineage: Eukaryota; Metazoa; Chordata; Mammalia; Primates; Lorisidae.